AUGACGGCGAUGAAGCAUUUGUCGGUGGCGGAUUAUGCGGUGUUUUUCGGGUCGCUGGUUGCUGCGUUGGCAAUCGGGAUUUGGCAAGCAGUCAAGUACCGCCAUGAAUCGCAGAAGGACAUGCUGGUCAUUUCUUCAGGGAUGCAUUUGGUGCCCAUCACUUUGUCUCUCAUGGCCACUUACCAAUCUGCAAUAUUGAUCCUAGGUACUCCAGCAGAGAUUUAUGCUAACGGUUCAGAAUGGAUAACAGCAAUCCUUGGCUGCAUCAUUGGCAUCCCAUUGGCAAGCGUGGUAUUUGUGCCAAUUUUCUACAAGCUGAAACUCACAAGUGUCAACGAGUAUUUUGAGUUUAGGUUCAGGAGCAAAGCAGUGAGGAUACUUGGAAGUUUUCUGUUUUUGGCACAAAACCUGCUCUAUAUGGGUGUUGCCCUGUGGGCACCUGUUAUUGCCAUUUCCUCUGUGACUUCCAUGCCUGAAUGGGUUGCCAUCUUGACUGCUGGAGGCAUUUGCACCAUCUACACAGCAGUGGGUGGACUCCGAGCUGUUGUGUGGACAGAUGCUUUCCAGGUGGUGGUCAUGUUUCUUGGACUUCUGGUCAUUAUAGUUUAUGGGACAAUCCAAGUUGGAGGAGCUGGAGAAGUCUGGAGAAUAGCUUCAGAGAAUGACAGAGCAAACCUCUUCAACAUUUCCUUUGAUCCAUAUGAGAGACAUUCAUUCUUGUGGAUACUUUUGAACACAGGAAUUGCCUGGAUGCUGAUCCAUGGAGCCAAUCAGUCGUCAGUACAAAGAUACAGCUCCUGCAAAACACUCAACCAAGCCAUAAUAACCCUGAUGCUGAAUGUUCCUGGAGUGAUUAUUCUUGUGCUCAUGGCAUGUAUAGCAGGACUGGUCUUGUUUGCCAAUUAUGUGCACUGUGAUCCUCUGAAAUCUGGAAUCAUCAAAAGCAAAGACCAGAUUAUUCCCUUUUUUGUUGUGGAUCAACUGGGGGACCUGAGUGGAUUGCCUGGGAUUUUCAUGGCUUGCUUGUUCUCCGGAGCAUUGAGGUUGUGGGGUCGAGAGAGUGCGUGGAGAAGCCCGAGCGUAGCAUCCUCGCUCGGGCUCCACAUAUGA
Notodromas monacha is the source of this 1110-nucleotide messenger RNA. NCBI's taxonomy places the organism in Eukaryota, Metazoa, Arthropoda, Ostracoda, Podocopida, Cyprididae. The record is from the annotation of a GenBank genome assembly.